AUGCCCAAAGUCUAUGAUGAUUGGGAGAGAUUGGUUGAAGCCGUGCUUAAGAGAGAGGAACUUAGAAGCAUUGCUUUAGAUAGCUCGAGGGAUCCCAGUUUUAAUAGCUCCGAAUCUUCUAGUUUAAGUUUCGGGGCAAGUUAUAGUGGACAUGACCCAGAUUUUGAUAGGUUUCCACCAUCAUUUCUUCGUCGGCACGACGUGAACUCCAAAUCAAGGACCACCGCAGGAUAUGAAUCCAAGAAAGAUCUGCAUGACUCUUCUAUUUCCCUUACUGAAAGAGACAGAAAGGCAGGACAUGAAUUGAAGGAAGAACUACAUGACUCUUCUAUUUCCCUUUCUUAUAGAGGCAAAACAGCAGGAUAUGAAUGGAGGGAAAAUUUACACGACUCUUCUAUUUCUGUUGCUGAAAAUUACAAAAAGAAAGUGGUCAUAGAAGUACUGAUAAAGGAUGACAGACAAAAACGCAAGGCCAUGAAAGCGGUGAGAAGCCUUCCAGGGAUUGACUCUCUUUCUGUUGACAUGAAGGAGAAGAAAGUAACUAUAGUUGGGGACUUUGAUCCAAUUCACGCAGUGAACAAAUUGAGAAAAAUGUUUUAUGCGGAAAUAAUCUCAAUAGGGCCUGCAAAAGAACGCGAGACGGAGGAGGAUAAAAUUGAAGUCAACGGAAGAAGAAAGGAUCAAAUUGAGGUCGACGAAAGAAAAAGGGAUAAAAGGGAGGUCACCGAAAGAAUUAAUGAACAAAGAAAGGUUGACGAGAGAAAAAGUGCUCAAAGUGAACAAGUUGCAGAGCUUGUGAAGCACUACAAGAGUUACUUCCCUUAUCACUACCAGAGUUACAACCUUUAUUACUAUGCUGACGCUCCAGAAGAUGACCCUAAAUCUUGUGUUAUUUGUUGA
Molecule: messenger RNA, 900 nt
Organism: Fraxinus pennsylvanica
Lineage: Eukaryota; Viridiplantae; Streptophyta; Magnoliopsida; Lamiales; Oleaceae
Source: the annotation of a GenBank genome assembly